AUGAAUCGACUGUACAAAGAGUACUGCAAAAUUGAACUGGAGAGAAAUCCAAGAAAGGUAAAACCAAUCCCAGCAAUAAACAGGUGCUCUGCAGAAAUCACCGACACUCUUUUCAGCGAAACAUUCAGUAACGAGCCCCGUGCAGAAUGCUGGCUCAGGGACAAUUCCAGAAAUAAGAAUCCCAACCGUUUUGAUGUUUGCGAUGUAAUUGCCAGAAUUGGAAAUCUCGCUGUCAUGAAAUGGGCACGCCUACACGGAUUCCCUUGGAAUGCUCGGACAUGCCAAGCAGCCGCUGAAAAUGGACAUUUGGAAAUGCUCCAAUGGUUACGAGCGAAUGGUUGUCGAUGGAAUGAAUGGACAUGUGAAUAUGCUGCUCAAAAUGGUCAUUUGGAAAUUUUGAAGUGGGCUCGCAAAAACGGUUGCCCAUGGGGGGCAGAGACUUGUGCGCAAGCUGCGCUGGGUGGACAUUUGGAAAUAUUAAAGUGGGUUCGUGAAAAUGGUUGUCCAUGGGAUGAACGGACAUGUGAAAGAGCUGCUGCAAGAGGUCAUUUGGAAAUUCUCAAAUAUGCCCGUGAACUUGGCUGUCCGUGGAAUGCAGCGACAAGCUGUAGUGCUGCUAAUUUUGGCCACUUGGAAGUUUUGAAGUGGGCUCGUGAAAAUGGGUGUCCAUGGAUUGAAUUGACAUGUGCUCUUGCUGCUCAUGGUGGCCACUUGGAAGUUUUGAAGUGGGCUCGUGAAAAUGGUUGUCCAUGGAAUGAACGGACAUGUGCUCGUGCUGCUCAUGGUGGCCACUUGGAAGUUUUGAAGUGGGCUCGUGAAAAUGGUUGUCCAUGGAAUACUCUUACAUGCAGGUAUGCUGCUGAGCAGGGUCAUUUGGAAAUUCUAAAGUGGGCUCGUGGAAACGGUUGUCCAUAGGAUGAAGGGACAUAUAAAAUUGCCCGGAUGUCCGAAGUGAAUGGCUGCCCUGGGUCUCAUGAAGAAAGACACUAACAUCAUUUACGGUAAGGUUAGAAAUUGAAUCAAGAGGAGACAACAUAUAGAUAUUGUUUGUUUCUCUUCUUCCCUAUCGCUUGCGAAUCAAUCAAAUCCAUUCCAAACUAGCACAGAGCCCAGUGAAGAAAAGAACGACCCACGGCGACUGAAACACCGGUAUCCAUUCGUUUGCUCGGAUCAGAAUGGUUCCCACUUUUUGUCCAUUAUCUAAGUCUCAUUGUCCCAUCCCAAGUCCUUCCACACAUUCAAUGCUUCCACAGUGGCAUAGUUAGCCUCCAGCUGAGAUUAUUGUACUUCACAUUCUGAACCCAGAGCCUCGUUACAGUGGCAGUGAUUUAUCAGCCUGCAUCAUUUUGGUUUGUGGGUCAUCCUCAGGCCCUGCACUUUGCCCCCAAGACUGGUCUCUCAUUUGUAUUAUUCACAG
Molecule: messenger RNA, 1417 nt
Organism: Seminavis robusta
Lineage: Eukaryota; Bacillariophyta; Bacillariophyceae; Naviculales; Naviculaceae
Source: the annotation of a GenBank genome assembly